ACCUUCUGGAGGCUCCAAGACUGCUCAAAACGGUUUGAAACAGUUUCCAAUCGAUUUGACGUGUCGAAAAUAGUAUAGGGUAUAUUCCAAAUUUCAGCUUUCUUGGUCAUGCUCUAUGAAGCAGAAAUUUGCCAUAUAGGUAAGGUACCUACCCUAUUUUCAAUCAGCCAAAUCGAUUAGAAACGGUUUCAACCCGUUUUGAGCAGUCCUGGAGCCUCCAGCAGAUUUUUGAAACUUGAAAUUUCCAAAAUGAAAAUUCUUGGAGCCUCCAGUUGAUUUUUGAAACUUGAAAUUUUGUGAAAAUUUCAUCAAAAAUGUGGUUGAAAGCCAAAAUUUACUCCGCCAACUAAUUUCAAUGCACUACGAAGUCGAUUACAGGUGGUUUCAAGUUGUUUUGAAACUUCUAGCUAUUUUUUGCACCUUCGUGGCCGAUAAGGAACCCGUUAUUUUUUUCAAAAUCUAUGUAUUCCAGUCUGAAACUUAUUUUUGUCCAUCGAUUUCACAAUUGUUUGAAAUCGUGAAAAAUUACCCUUCCACCCCCAUUUUCAACAUUAAUUCCGAGGUUUAUUGCACCGGCAGGCAUUUUCAAUCCAUUUCUGCUGGAGACUCCAGUAAUUUCCAAAACUCGCUAGUGACUCUAAAAAAAAACCUAAACUCACCAGUAUUCGACUUCAUUAAUUCGUGAAAUUUUGUGGAUAUUUCAAGUUAAAUCUGUUGGAGGCUCCAGAACUGCUCAAAACGGUAUGAAAUCGUUUCCUAUCGAUUUGACUGAUAGAAAAUAGGGUAUAUGCCAAAUUUCAGCUUUCUAGGUCGUUUUGGUAAAAUUUUGACUUCUUCCCUAAUCUUUGGCCUAAAUUUUAUUUUCGAAAAUUCACCAAAAAUCGAAAAAAUAAUACACUUUUGUGCUUGAAAUUCUUUUACGAAAUAUCUUUGAGGGACCGGGGGCACACAGUACGUCAGAAUGAUAUUCAUUUGACUUUUGAGUCAUUGGAAUUCCUACUAUGUAAAUUCGCCCCAAAAAAGGGAAAAAUAUGUUUGGCUGCUGUAGCGCACCUGUAUGAAGAGAAACGAGUUAAUAACUAUUCGAAUGGAUAGAAGGCGCUUUGUUGAAAUUAUUUUUAGAUUAGGUGGCGUGAGUCGCGUCUCUUGUGUUAGUUGUGUUUUUUGUUAUCAUCGUUGUUUUCAUUCAUAUUGUAUUUUUCAACGUAUUAGACGAUUUAACGUACCUAGUACACUCGUAUUUUUAGUCAAAAUUACCAUUUUAUAUGGUGUGUAUGUGAAUCAACCCAUCGAAAUCGAAGCUACGACCUAUUUUCCAGGAAAGUAAUUAGUAUAAUUCUUUCAUGUUGUAGGCACAGUCAUGAUAUUGUGGUCAGACAGACAGAGUUUCUGAUGAACACAUUCACAUCGUCAGAAGUUGAGCUCACGUAAGCCGUUCGAAAAAUAUGACGAACGCGCUAGCAAAAAUUCUUAUCAUUAGUGACGUACUCCACUCGGUGUGAGUGCAUUUUCAACGCUCCGACCGCCGAGUUCCGAACACACUCCGAACUAGGGAACCCAGGAAGUGUCCCCUCCCCCUCCAGGAAUUUGUAUGGAAAGUGGUCUCAUUGGUAGCCCUCAGCCCAUAGUGAGUCCUGGAAAUGAGCCAUUCAAGCACCUUCGUUGUAUUACCUACCACAACAAAAACUCCAAUUCCGGAUUUUCAUUGUAUCACUGCUGGCCAAUGGAGAACAACAUCCCAAUUGUGGACAAUCAAAGGCUUUGAAGAAUAUCACUGUAAAGUAAACGGAUUACUGCAGUCGUCAAACUUUGUUAGCAUUACAGAUCCCGAAUAUAGAUGGUACUUGACUAUUGUGACUGACAACCAGAAUACUAAAGCUGAUGCUGAAGAUUGUAUUGGAUUAUUUUUGAAUCUUGCCAAUGAUGAUGACAAUACGAGUAAGAUAUUAGCCAACAUCACUGUGUGUUUACUAGAUGCUGAAGGGAAUGAAGCUCUUGGUCGUCAAACCCAAGUGAUGUUCACAGCAGACAAUAAAGAACACGGAUAUCCGUGUUUUGUUUCAAAGAAGGAUUUGUUCAGUCCACAUAUGAAGAACAAAUUACUCAUUGAAGACACAUUAACAGUUUCAUGUGAGUUAAAGUUUGCUCCAGCGGGUGUGAUCGCGAAUGUCACACGACAGCGGCAAAGAGUGAAAGUGACAAUUUCUGACAAUCUACCAAAAAGAUUACAACGUUUGUUGCAUGAUCAAACUUUGGUAGAUGUAACUUUUGUGGUGGAUGGCAAGAAUUUCGGUGCUCACAAAAGUAUCUUAGCAGCAUGUAGCCCCGUUUUUGAGGCCAUGUUCAAACACGAUAUGCAAGAAAAUAGAUCGAACCAAGUUAACAUCUCAGACAUCCGUUCCGAAGUAUUCGAAGAAUUUUUACAGUUCAUGUACACUGACAAAACUCCAAAUUGCAAACUGGUGACAGAGUUAUUCUUAGUUGCUGACAAAUAUCAAGUCGAAGGUCUAAGGGUACUCUGCCAAGAAAUUAUAUUGAAGGAAUUAUCGGUAGAGAACGCGAUCGAUUUGUUAUUUUUUGCUGAUCUUCAUAAAGCAGAAGGAUUGCUAAAGCAAGUUGCAUUUUAUAUAAAAAUAAAACCUACCCAUAUUAUGUCAACCCAAUCGUGGAAAAAUGCCAUUUUGACACGUCCUCAUUUUUUUGAUCUUGUGAAUGGAGUAUGUGAAGUCCCGCGUCCUAUUGUAUCAUCAGAGCUUCAAGUUCCAUCCUCAAGUGACACAUCCAUCCAACGAAAACGGAAAAGAUCCGAACAACAAAUUACUCAUUGAUGACACAUUAACAGUUUUCUGUGAACUCGAGUUUGUUCCAAUGAAUAAGUACACGAAUGUACCACAACUGCAGGAUGGAGUGAAAGUGGCGCUUUCAGACGAUCUACCAAAAGGAUUAGAACGUUUGUUGCGUGAUCAAACUUUCGUAGAUGUAACUUUUGUGGUGGAUGGCAAGAAUUUCGGUGCUCACAAAGCUAUUUUAGCAGCCCGUAGCCCAGUUUUUCAGGCAAUGUUCAAACACGAUAUACAAGAAAAUAGAUCGAACGAAGUUAGCAUCUCAGACAUCCGUCCUGAAGUAUUUGAAGAAUUUUUACUCUUCAUGUAUACUGACAAAAGUCCAAAUUAUAAAAUGGUGACUGAGCUACUCGUACUUGCUGACAAAUAUCAAGUUGAAGGUCUACGGGUACUCUGUGAAGAAAUUAUCAACGAAAACGGAAAAGGCGAAUGAAUCAUUCUUCAAUAGGCUAGGUUACUUUUUGUAAUGCACAUAUCUACCUAUAAGUGUUCUUAUUUUGUAACAUUUUGAAUUACAAUUAGCUCAACUCGUAUUGUUCAGUUCAUUCAAUUAGGUAAAUUCGAAACGAAAAAAAAAAUCAAAGGAGUUUGAGAAUUUCAAAUGCGGAUGGUCCCGUUCCAAUUGCUGUAUGCAAAAAAUCUGUUUUUUCAAUUAGGUAUCUGUUAAUAGCCCUUGAUGUACGGAAUAAUAAUAAAUAUUAUAUAAGAAAA
This is a messenger RNA of Planococcus citri (citrus mealybug), 3554 nucleotides long. Its product is annotated as speckle-type POZ protein-like. Gene Ontology annotation, cellular component: nucleus; cytoplasm. NCBI's taxonomy places the organism in Eukaryota, Metazoa, Arthropoda, Insecta, Hemiptera, Pseudococcidae. Gene Ontology annotation, biological process: proteasome-mediated ubiquitin-dependent protein catabolic process; regulation of proteolysis. Gene Ontology annotation, molecular function: ubiquitin protein ligase binding. The transcript is spliced from 4 exons. The record is from RefSeq and is a predicted model, not a curated record. Bases 1641 to 2828 code for a protein of 395 amino acids.